UCUCUACUCAAAGACUCUCUAGUCAAUGUUAUGAAGUGAUCGCGGUCGGCCGUUGAUUGUGUUCCGUUCCCGCGGAAGUCUAAUAUUUCGACACUUUAUUUUUUGUUUCAACAACAAAUAACAAACCAAACCAAACCUCCACCCGUCGUUGUUGUCGUCGUAGUAUAGCGCAAAGUUCGUGUUUUAUUUAAUUAAUUUUUAAAAUAAACCUCCAGACCGCACCGUUCGUUGUUCAGAGCACGUUAAAAAAUUACAUAUGAAAAAUCGACACUCUAAAAUAGUUUGUACCAUAAUCGUCGUCGGCGUACAAUUUAUCUAAAAUAAUAAAAAAAAAAAAAAACUUCUAAACUCAAAAAGGAACACACAUCCACUCUAUUCACAAUCAUCAAGGCCAAGGCGUGAAAAUAAAUAAUAAUAAAGAAAAAAAAAAGAAUAACAAACUACAAAUAGAGACAUGGAAUUGCCAACGGAACGCGAAUUGAAUUAAAUAAUAAUUGAGCAAAGUACUUUAUAGCAGAAAAACGAUCGUGACUAUAGCGUUUCUGACCACCCACCCACAACACACUUGAUAGGUCAAAUCUCUCAACGACUCGACGCUUUCGCUAGCUGCUGGCUUCUCAAUCGAAUUCUACGUCCACGUCGUCGGAGUUCUUUCUUUAAUGAAUCUCAAAUUAAAAAAUUUUAUUGCAUGAAAACAAUAAUUAUUUUUAUUAUCAGAGAAGAAUAAAUCUGCGAGAGUUCUUCUUCCCUUUUUUGCGCUAUAGCUUUAAAAUCUACAUGCAAAGUAUUUUUUUUUUUUCAAAUCAUGUGAACAGAUGUUUGUCGAGGUUGUUGACGAGGUACUUACGAUUUCAAUAAAGAAUAAUGUCUACGUGUGCAUAUCCUCAAGUGAAAAUUUACGAAGAUUUUGAUAAAAUGAGUGCAAAAGAGGUCUACUACAAUGCAGCUGGAAAAAAGGUUACAGUCAAAUUGUUGCAUUUUCCCGAUAUUGCACCGGAAGAUGUUCACAAGGUGAAAUUUUCAGAUGACGAAGAUGAUGAUGAUGAUGAAGAGGAGAAUUCUGAUGAAGAGAAAGAUAUCAUUUCCAGUCUUUCACUGAGAGAAGAUGGAGAAGAAGAUGGCGCCACUGCAACUGCUGCUGUUGAAGAGAAUUAUGCCGAUGUUGAUGAUGAAGAUCAAUUGGCAACACCGACAGAUGUAACGUACAAAAAGAUCUUGAGAAAAAAAUCCAAAGAUAAUCUAUUACACCAGAGAAAAUGUAGUAAAGCAUUUGCAGAAGCUCAUGGAAUAUCGAUAACACCUCCAACAGGAUUGACAAUUUAUGGAACUGGAGGUUUGGAAUUAGCUGGUGGCGGUGGGGAAAGGAGUAUACCAUUUGGAAGAAGAUCGCCUAUAAGUUCAAGGCGAUCUUCAUCACCUUCAAAUGGAGCUUUGUGUUCGGGAUAUGUUCAGUACUCGAAAAUGUUGUUGGAAGUUCCGAUGCCAAGGGAUUAUGGGUAUGCAUCGAGUGAUGACUUGAGUUCAGAGUGGGAUUCGGAUGUUCCGACUUCGUCGUCAGAACAAGCGAAGGAACAAGAAACAAAGCCCUCAGGAUGGCGAAAAAUCCGCAACAUAGUUCAAUGGACACCAUUCUUUCAAACUUACAAGAAAAAACGAUAUCCCUGGGUUCAAUUAGCUGGUCAUCAAGGAAAUUUCAAAGCUGGCUCCGAACCGGGAACAGUUCUAAAGAAGCUAUGUCCAAAAGAAGAAGAUUGCUUUCAGGUGUUGAUGCGUGAUGUACUUCGUCCCUAUGUACCAGAGUACAGAGGAAAAGUAACAAGUGAAGAUGGAGAACUUUAUCUCCAAUUACAAGAUCUGCUUAGUGAUUUCUAUCAACCAUGUGUAAUGGAUUGUAAAAUUGGUGUACGAACGUACUUAGAAGAAGAAUUAUCCAAGGCUAAAGAAAAACCAAAACUUCGCAAAGAUAUGUACGAAAAAAUGAUACAAAUCGACCCAGAUGCACCAAAUGAAGAAGAACACAAAGCUAAAGGUGUUACAAAACCUAGGUAUAUGGUUUGGCGUGAGACGAUUUCAAGCACUGCUAUAUUAGGUUUUAGAGUUGAGGGUAUCAAAAAAAGUGACGGAACAAGUUCAAAAGACUUUAAAACUACAAAGUCCCGAGAACAAAUCAAAAAGGCAUUUGAGGAAUUUAUCGAAGGAUAUACUCAUGUUUUGCCCCGUUACUUACAACGUCUUCGUGCAAUUCGAGCAACUCUUGAAUGUUCCGAUUUCUUCCAUACCCAUGAAAUAAUCGGAAGUUCAUUGCUAUUCGUUCACGACCGUUCCCAUGCAAGUGUCUGGCUUAUUGAUUUCGCCAAAACUGUCAAUUUACCACCAAACCAUGUCAUUGAUCAUAAUACAACUUGGAAAGUUGGCAACCAUGAAGAUGGCUAUCUCAUCGGAAUAAAUAAUCUCAUUGAUCUUUUCUCAGAUAUUGAAGCCAAUGUAAUGAUACCCAACGAUGAUGUAAUUAAUCCUUAAGAGAAAUUCUAAAAACAAAACACACUUUCUAUAAAAAAAAAGUGCUGCUGUAUAAAAAAAAAAAACCUAAAAAUCCUUCAAUUCAAGAUUCAAAAAAGAAAAGUGAGGAAAUUAUACACGUGUAUAAAAAAAAAAAAAAAAACAAAAAACAUUUGAAUAUGUCAUCCAACUUUUUGCUGCAAUCAGAAAUUUUGUUGUUAUCAAUAUUAUUCAAUUCAAUAUUCAAGACUGAUGAUAGUUAUUUAUUUAAAAACAAACAAAAAAAAUAUGUAAAAAGAAAAAAAAAUUAUCAAUCGCAGAUUCUUCUUUUAAAAAGUUAUGUCUUUAGCAAUUAACAAUCAUAAUUAACUUUAAUAAUUUAUAUAUAAAUAUCUAUCAAAACAACAAUGCGUAUAGUUAUUGUUUUGUCAAAUUAUACCUACGCGAGCUUAUCUUUGGCAUCACGUUCGAUAUUAAAAUAUAUUCUGUUUAGAGUGAGAAAGAUUAGGUAUUAGAUUAAAAAAAUAAUAAUAAUAAUAAUAAACAUUAUAUACAUUUUAAUCAUCAUGAUUUACUACUAACAUUAUGGCAAAAGAAUAAAUCAAAGACGUAAUAAAGUCGGAGAAAAUCUUAAGAA
This is a messenger RNA of Episyrphus balteatus (marmalade hoverfly), 3136 nucleotides long. RefSeq names its product inositol-trisphosphate 3-kinase A (gene IP3K2). Gene Ontology annotation, molecular function: inositol-1,4,5-trisphosphate 3-kinase activity; inositol tetrakisphosphate kinase activity. Gene Ontology annotation, biological process: inositol phosphate biosynthetic process. The coding region runs from base 865 to 2520 and encodes 551 amino acids. Lineage: Eukaryota; Metazoa; Arthropoda; Insecta; Diptera; Syrphidae. Gene Ontology annotation, cellular component: nucleus; cytoplasm. The transcript is spliced from 6 exons. The record is from RefSeq and is a predicted model, not a curated record.